Chelonus insularis is the source of this 1652-nucleotide messenger RNA. RefSeq lists its product as uncharacterized. The coding region runs from base 523 to 1623 and encodes 366 amino acids. Gene Ontology annotation, cellular component: cytosol; nucleus; ubiquitin ligase complex. The transcript has 2 exons. Gene Ontology annotation, molecular function: ubiquitin protein ligase activity; cyclin binding; ubiquitin conjugating enzyme binding. NCBI's taxonomy places the organism in Eukaryota, Metazoa, Arthropoda, Insecta, Hymenoptera, Braconidae. Gene Ontology annotation, biological process: protein monoubiquitination; protein autoubiquitination; protein polyubiquitination. The record is from RefSeq and is a predicted model, not a curated record.
AUGGCGGAUAGUUACGUGACGACACGACUGUAUGAUACUUGUUCAAUAUGAGAUAAAAAUUGUACAUAUGAUUAAAAAAUCAAGAAUCUGGAAUUUAAAAGUCGUGAUGUUUACCGUUUUUCGUGGCUAAAUAAUAUAUCAUAUUUUCUUUGUGAAAAUAAUCAACAUUUGAGGAUACAUUAUUAACAACAAUAAUUGGUGAUAAUAAUGUAAUACUUGAACUUGUCAUUUGAAAGUUUAGACUUCAAACAAAAGCAACAAUAAUUUAUCAACAACGAACAGAUUGGCUGUAAAAAAAUUGUUUUAAAGAUUUUACUUAACAAUCUGGAAAAGGAAUAUUGACAAGUGAGCCAUCUAAUUUAAUAAUGAAAAAAUAUUUCAAUGAAUUGAAAGAUUCACAGAUUAGUUAUUUAAAUUAUGAUUCUUAAUCAAACAAAUACGCUUACAGAAGACUUUAACUUGAACACAAAAGAUGUAAAAAUCAUCACCAAAUUUUUCAAUCACUUAACAAUUAUAUAGUCAAUGGAUUUUAUAACUAUAGAAUUGAGACCAUUUAUCCAAUCAUGUUACGUUUUUAUUCGUAUGAAGAAUGAGACUGAGUCUUCUCAUAUAGAAAUAAUUGUUAAAUAUAAAGCUAUUGUCAUUAAAACUGACAACGAUCACUAUGAUAUCCGUUUUCCAUCAACAAUAACAUUAUGUCCUGCGUCUAUUUCACGACUUGAAAUAGUUGGAAAAUGGAUAAUUUUUCGAGUACAAACAAAUCCAUCUAAUUCAUCAUAUGGAACAUUUACUUGUGAGUUUAUUAACACAGAAGAGAUUAAAAAUGAUUUCAAGGAUACAUCCAAGUUAAAUAAAGUACCACCAAAGAAUACAAAUAUUUCAUUAAUGUGCAGCUGUUGUAAAAAUAUUUUAUCUAAUAGUACUAUAUCAUUUUUAAAAGUCCUACCACUACCAAGUGACGAGUGUGAUCCAUGCGAGUGGUUUUGUUGUUCACAUAGUAAUAAAAUCGAUUAUAAGGCAUUGUUAAGUCCAACACAACAAGAUUUUUAUUAUGGAUCUCACUUUUAUAUUUUAAAUAAAAAUAUAUUUACAAAUUUAAAAAUCAAUAAAACAGAUAUAUUAUGUAAUAGAUGUUUGUCAAUUAUUGGUGUAUCUAAUGAUGACACUUCGUUUAAAAUUUGGUGUCAUUGUAUAGAAUAUCAAGUACAUUCAUCUUCCGAUUUUAAAGUUGAUGUAAAUACUCCUUUAACAGAUUUUCAAUUAGCUCUCAAAUAUUUCUUAGUCAAUAAUGACGAUAAACAGAAAGAGAUUUGCUUUUUUACAAAUGAGCAAAAUCAAUCUAAAUAUUUAUUACUAAAAGUUCUUGAGAAAAAUCUUAGUCUUCUUACGGACUCAGUAAUUGACGAAGUAAAGGGAGUAAAUUUGAAAGAACAAAAAAUUACAAAAGUUUUGUUUAACUGUCCUAAAAUUGAGUUAGAGAAUGUAAAUAGUGAAAAUUUAGUUAUGUGCCAAAUUAGUUUGAAAUGUAUUAUUGCUGGAAUAGAAUAUCUCGUAUCGUCAUCGAAGCGAAUACCACCGAUGCAUCGAUUUAUAGGUGAAUAUUGUAUCAGUUAUAUAAUGUAAGAGAAAAAAAUAACAUUUUACCAUAAUAA